AUGACCUGUAAUAUGGGCCACGACAUUUCUAGCUUCCUUCGCCUUGGCAAACAUGAUAUUACGCUUACGACCCCCCGUCUCUUUCUCGAAGUCAAGGCCCCGUCGCAGAUGUCUCUCACUCUGCCGUACAAGGUGCAGUUCGUCCUCCGCCGCGCAAAGAGGGACGGAGUAAAUCGCCCGUGUGUUGUCCGCUGGAACCCCAGCCUCGAGGCAUUUGGCCCCUUGGGCCUCAUAGUCUUACGUCACGCCACCGACAACGAUGAUAGCUUUGAGCAGCUUGCUAUCGAACACGACGGGCUAACAGAGCCUCCCGAGGCAGAGGGACGCACCCUCACAGACGGCCAGACCGACUUCUGGUUCACGCUCGCGCCCGGGGGCGAAGCACGUCUCGACGCGCUGCUACCGGAGCGCUACUACCGUGUGCUUCAAGCCGAUGGCAGGUAUACGUUGCUGUACCCCGGAGCGGAGCUUGCUUUCUGGGACUGGAGCUCAGACCGGGACAUUUCCGGUACAGAAACUCGGCAGGCCGCAGCCGAAGGUCAGGAGGGCGGGCAAGAGACCCGGCCGUCCUUGGUGGUCCCCGGAGGUGCUCGCGUUUCGUUCACAACGCAGGCGGAGCAGCCGCCGCGGCCGGGGCGGGACACGCUCGAGGCAAACGAAGGCUUUCACAAAGCGAACUUGGAAGAGUGGCGGUGGCGGCGUGAGGAAGCAAGACAGGACAUGAGGUUCUAUGAGGAGGCACCCCCGCCCCGUCGGCCGAGUGAGAGAGUCCCGGGGUCGCCGGCGCUUUCCGUAACGCUGCAGUGUGCGCCGACCAUGACACGGACACAGCAGGUCAAAGUUAUUGUGACGGUUACUUAUGACGGCGUCUGCGGACCAGGAGGCGAAAUCAAACAAGCCACACGGCCGAUAAUGUUCCACUCCUGGGCUGUCAUGGCUCUUGAAGACGAUCCAUGGCGCGAUGGCUUCCGGUUAUACCGCCGACGAGGCAGUGACGUCGACGGGCCGUGGGAAUAUUGUGAGGAGGACGACGGCGGCCACGAGGGGUUUCGGUUAUAUGAUGGCCCCGAUAGGCCUGUCCACGUCGCUAGCCAUGAACACUUCACCAGCCUACGCCCAGGGGAGUCGUGGACGACGACAACGCAUCUGCGGAGCAUGAUUCCCGCGGACGCAGCACCGGGCGACAUCUUCUCGUACGGGUUCAGAGGGACGGUUGUGGACUGGUGGGACUGGGGCAGUGCCGAAGACCAUGCCGAGACUGCAGUCGCGUUGCCCAGUUGGAUUGCAGACCGAGUUGUUGACCCUGCAGACAACGAGGGACGGCCGAGGCUGGUGGUGCCGAAGUCAGGACCUGUUGACUUUAGAAUUGUAGGAUGA
Messenger RNA from Colletotrichum destructivum, 1377 nucleotides. RefSeq lists its product as uncharacterized. The record is from RefSeq and is a predicted model, not a curated record. Bases 1 to 1377 code for a protein of 458 amino acids. The transcript is spliced from 3 exons. Lineage: Eukaryota; Fungi; Ascomycota; Sordariomycetes; Glomerellales; Glomerellaceae.